AUGAGCCGGAGGUGCGUCGUUCUGUUUGUGAUUGCGAACUUCGCCACUUCCUGUGUGCCGCACUCACCGCCCGUGGUGAUGGACAAGGAUCUGGUGCUCUCCUCCGUGUUCGCAGCCAUCCGUGGCAAUAGUAUAGAAUCGCCGGAAGAUGAGGGACGCAAUAAGCGCAACGUGCGAUACUAUACCUACGACGAUCCGAAAGGUGACGAGUUGUUUCCAGGGUAUGGUGAAAUUGUCCAUCCCUCGCUAUCGGGAACGGGUAAUGGAGUCGCUGGUAGUGCGGGCAAACAGUGCAAACCCGAUCUGUCGCCGGCUGUCCAAUCCAUCAGCAUCUCGGAUCACAGCUGGUCCGGCAUCGGUACGUCGAUUAUUCACGUUCUAAAGUAUCUCAUCGCGGGUCUGGCGAUCGUCACGCUUCCGGUUCUGUUGCUGCAAGCUUUCAUCGUUCCAUUGAAAAUUUUAAUGGGAUUAAAGUCGGUUGCCAUCGCCAAUACGGCCGUGCUCGGCGCGUUCUUGUGGAAGUAUCUCAAUCAGCUGAAGCGACGGAACGAGGAUGAUGAUGAGGACGAGGAUGGGAACCAAACGGGGGCAGGGAGCGGGGGAGCCGGGGAAAUGAGUGGUACCACUAACAACGGUAACGAUAAUCGGUUCUUUCCCUUUCGGGCAGAGGAUUUUGAAAGUAUGAACGAAGACGAGAUUAAGACGGCGCUCAAAUUGCUUUUGAAGCGAAAUAAACGAUGGUAA
Messenger RNA from Anopheles bellator, 744 nucleotides. RefSeq lists its product as uncharacterized. Bases 1 to 744 code for a protein of 247 amino acids. The transcript is spliced from 2 exons. NCBI's taxonomy places the organism in Eukaryota, Metazoa, Arthropoda, Insecta, Diptera, Culicidae. The record is from RefSeq and is a predicted model, not a curated record.